GCCUUGUUUGUACUUCAAAACAUCGCUUUUCCUGAUAAUGUUUUUAAACCUGUGUUGAGAGGAAUUAAGUUGUCCACAACUGCUUUGCUAUCACUUCACCAAGAGUUGGUUGUUAAUGGACAAUUAGAUUAUAUAAUGAGCGGUCGCUUCACCCAAGAUGCUCUUGAAAAUUUGUUUUCACAGGUCAGAGGUUUCGGAAAUUCCCAUCUUUCUCUGAUUCAUUUUAGAAAUGCUUUGAAGCUCGUGAUAGUGGGGCAAUUUAUGGAUGUGCCGACGUCGUCAAACUAUGAUGUUGAUGAGACUCCCUAUUUGCUGAGCUUCGUUAAGGAUCAUUUACCAUAUGUGAAUCAUGAAAACGGUGAAGGCAUAUCUCCUGACCCUCUCGAUACACUCGUUAGUGCUGCCACUCCUUUGUUAGAUUUUAUCGAGGGAAAUGGGUUAUAUUAUUUAAUUGGGUGGAGUAUCCACAAGGAAGUUCCUAAAGAAUGUGCCUUGUGUAUGAGUGCUUUCGUUACAUCGGACAUAAACAUAAUCACACAAAAGACAGAAGCAAUACUUUCACUAUUUAAAUCCUACAACUCUAAUCAAAAUCUGACCACUGACAACUUAACCGCUCAUCUUUGCCCCCCCCCAACUCCAUUAAUUUUUGAAUAUUUUGUUCGAGUAGAAUGUAUUUUCCGAUCGAUUAUCGAAAGUGUCAAAGCAUUCUCUAACAUCGAAAACGUUGUUUUGUCCUCGUUACCAUCACCUCCGGCUAAUAUUCCAGAAUGCCAUACUACAGCAGCAAAUUCUGUGAAGCGAUUCAUUAAAGCAAGGCUUAGGAUCCAUGCGGGACACAUAACAUCAGUUGCAUCUGUUAAGCAAUUUGGGAGCAGAACGGCAGCGAGAACUACCAAUAUCAAGUGAUUGUUAAAAUUAUACUGUUAUUAUUUACUCACAUAUUUAUUUAAAUUACCUAAUGUGUACUAUUACACUUCAUCAUUCAGGCAUUUUCGAAGGAGCAAAUUGUUAGAUCCGUUGGGAAAAUAUAGUAAUUGUAACUUAUGACUGGUUGUAAUUCUGUCACGAAAUGAUAAAUCUCUGCUAUCCAAUCUUAUUCAGAAUUUCACUUCAUUUAAUGUGGUGAUUCCAUUUUGCUAUAAUACUACUUUGUUGUGCGUACUUGGUUGGACAUAUGUCUCAUUCAUGACAUUCGUUUCUGUGAUGUACAGUACAUUAUAUCCUUAAUUAGUGACAAAGAAAUGGAAUGGCAUCGUUGUAUCUGCGUUUUAAUCUUUUCAUCCGUGUCUCUGCUGUCUGAAUUAAUAUUAAUAUUGCUAUUCUUGUUUAAAUUGAAUUAAUAUAUCGGGUACCUUUUUUCCUGGGUUGUUGCGUAACUAAUUUUAUUUUAAUCACAGAGUAUUGGCUGUGACUUACUAUUACUAGAUCAUAAUAUAGAUGAUCGUUGUUUUUAACUUGUAUUAGCUAUUACACUCCUCGAAUAUUUCGUUUUCCUUUCGCCAAUAGACUCACCAUAGUAUUUGUUGUUGGCCAGAACGAAUAGAACUUUAGUUUUAUGUCAUGCGUUGUAUUGUAAUUUUAUCUCGCGUCGGAUACACCAUCAUCGCAUUAUUUGAAUCUGGUGAAAUAAAAAUUCUCUACAAAAAUUUGUCUCUACUAAAUAUACUAAUAACGUGACGUGAGUAAACUCCCCUCUCUUCAAUUUUGUUGUCAUUAUUGUGAGAACGUUUACCUGUUAAAGCUAGUUUACUUGAUCUUGAAACCGAUAAUCGAUAGCAAUGAAGGUGGGAGCUGACUUAGAGAACCGUGAGGUAGUAAUACACCCU
Styela clava is the source of this 1826-nucleotide messenger RNA. NCBI's taxonomy places the organism in Eukaryota, Metazoa, Chordata, Ascidiacea, Stolidobranchia, Styelidae. The record is from RefSeq and is a predicted model, not a curated record.